AUGGAAGGCGAAGAUAUAAGUACCCAUAAGGAUCAUUACAAGGUUUUAGAAAUUGAUUACGAUGCAACUGAUGAGAAGAUUCGAUUGAAUUACAGAAAGCUUGCACUGAAGUGGCAUCCUGACAAACACGGGGGUGAUACUGCUGUUACUGCAAAAUUUCAAGAGAUUAAUGAAGCUUACAAAGUAUUAAGUGAUCCAGACAAAAGACUGGACUAUGAUUUGAAUGGAAACUAUGAGAUUGACAAGUAUACUUUGCGGGAAUAUCUUUCGAGAUUUAAGGGGAUGAUACUUACCAGUAAUGGGCUUGGUAUUAGUCACACUUCAAUUUGGUCACAGCCGCUGAUGGAACACAAUAAGUUUAAAGAAAAACGUGGUUCAGAAUGA
This is a messenger RNA of Fraxinus pennsylvanica, 384 nucleotides long. NCBI's taxonomy places the organism in Eukaryota, Viridiplantae, Streptophyta, Magnoliopsida, Lamiales, Oleaceae. The record is from the annotation of a GenBank genome assembly.